This is a messenger RNA of Limulus polyphemus (Atlantic horseshoe crab), 1769 nucleotides long. RefSeq names its product tetratricopeptide repeat protein 25-like. Gene Ontology annotation, cellular component: cytoplasm. Gene Ontology annotation, molecular function: protein binding. Bases 113 to 1495 code for a protein of 460 amino acids. The record is from RefSeq and is a predicted model, not a curated record. NCBI's taxonomy places the organism in Eukaryota, Metazoa, Arthropoda, Merostomata, Xiphosura, Limulidae. The transcript is spliced from 10 exons.
CUUCUUACAACUAGGAAACAACGAGGCUGCUCUUCGAGAUGCUGAAACAGCUCUUGCUGAAGACAAGGAUUGCGUUCGAGCGCUUUAUCAGAAAGCAGAAGCUCUGUUUUCAAUGGGAAAUUUUGAACAUGCACUGGUGUUCUUCCAUCGAGGACAUAAGAUACGUCCUGAAAUGGAAGGAUUCAGACUUGGUAUCCAGAAAGCUCAAAAGGCGAUUGACAAUUCUGUUGGAAAGGGCGCUGGAGCUAAGCUUGGGUCCAAACGAGGCUCAGCACUAAAGCCGGGAAAAUCAGCUGGCGAACUAACAAGCGAACGCAGCAGUUUAGAUUCCAUUCCAUCAACUGGAAAACAGAAAAAUACCAAAAAAAUACUUGGCGAAUUGUCUGUGGAUAAGAUAUUUCUGGAGAAAUUUCUGAAAAAUAAAGCUCUGGCUCGCACUGCUCAACCUGAAAUAAAGGAGAUUCGGGAACAUGCUCGAAGUGCUUUAGAAUUUCUUGAGUUGAGGCAAGAAUUUUGGCAUCAGCAGAAACCAUUGUAUGCUAGGGGGCAUCACCGUCGUCUUACUCGAGCACGUGCACGUGCAUGUUCUGCUGCUAGCAGAAGAGUAGGUCACAUCAGCCAAAAUGAAAGAUUUGAAAGAACAGAAGAAAAACGGCAACAACAAAAAGAUCAAGAAGAAAGGGUUAAAAUGACUAAUCAAGUGAUGAAAAUGUUGGAAGAAAUAGAUGAUGCUUUAUCUCGUGGGCACUACAAAAAGAGUCUUACUAAAUGCAAUACUCUAAAGAACUUCGUUGACCGAUGUCCAGAGGAACUUCUUCCCAAUAAAACCGAGAUCCUGGCCACAAUCUACAGCGACAUAGGUUGUGCCCACAUGGAACUAGGUGACCACAGAUCAGCCUUGGAGUUUCAUUAUAAAGACUUAGACCUGGGAGAGCAACAUGAUUUAGAAGAAUGCCGAUCUCGGGCUUUGGAUAACAUUGGAAGAACCUACGCUCUAAGCCGUCAGUUUGAUAAAGCCAUCGAAAUAUGGGAGAAGAAGAUUCCCUUGUGUUCUAUCGCCGUUGAGAAGGCGUGGCUGCACCACGAGAUGGGAAGAUGUUAUCUGGAAUUGAACAAUGAGAAAAUGGCGAAAGAACACGGCCAAAGGUCACUAGAGUGUGCAUCCGAAGUGAACGAUGGCGUCUGGCAGUUAAACUCGAGCGUGUUGAUAGGCCAAGCCGAAGUUCUGGGAGGAAACCUACAAGGUGCAGUAGAAGCAUUUAACAUGGCUUUAACAUUUGCCCGAAAACAUAAAGACAGCAGUGCUGAGAGAGCUAUCAAGAUAGUACGAAACAGAAUCCUACGGCAGAUAAAAGAAAAUAAGGAAGCAUCGAGAAUUAGACCUCAAGUUCAAAGAGAAGCAGAGUGGCCAUCUAUCUCGCUGGAGCACAGUAAAGAAGACUCCGGUUUAGAUAGUAUCAUGACGAGUUCAAAUGUCUUCUUACUAGACGCCUGAAACAUAGGAGCGAACCUGUCACCUUGGACAACGUUCUUCUGUAAGUGGUGACUUUACUGAAAGAUAGGAGCGAACCUGUCACCUUGGACAACGUUCUUCUGUAAGUGGUGACUUUACUGAAAGAUAGGAGCGAACCUGUCACCUUGGACAACGUUCUUCUGUAAGUGGUGACUUUACUGAAAGAUAGGAGCGAACCUGUCACCUUGGACAACGUUCUUCUGUAAGUGGUGACUUUACUGAAAGAUAGGAGCGAACCUGUCACUUUGGACAACGU